This is a messenger RNA of Fukomys damarensis (Damara mole-rat), 4839 nucleotides long. It is a transcript of the gene Bcl2l13, whose product is annotated as BCL2 like 13. Gene Ontology annotation, biological process: apoptotic process; regulation of apoptotic process. The record is from RefSeq and is a predicted model, not a curated record. Gene Ontology annotation, cellular component: mitochondrion. Lineage: Eukaryota; Metazoa; Chordata; Mammalia; Rodentia; Bathyergidae. The transcript has 7 exons. The coding region runs from base 244 to 1629 and encodes 461 amino acids.
UCCGGCGCCCUGGUCCCGCCCCGACGUCGGCGGUGACGGAAGUACGUCGGGGGUGACCUCACCCUCCAACAUGGCGGCGGCGGUAGAUUAGAGCCACGGGUCGAAGCAGCAACCGCCGCUGGGGGACCCUAUCGGAAGCAACUGCCGCCGCCGCCGCCUCUUUCAUCUCUUCUGGGGUAGGGGCCAGGGCCAGGUCUGACACAUCUGUAAGUAGACCUCUUGGGAACUCUGUCAGCCAAAUCAAUGGCGUCUUCUACUACAGUACCUCUAGGAUUUCACUAUGAAACAAAGUAUGUCGUUCUCAGCUACUUGGGACUCCUCUCUCAGGAGAACCUGCAAGAGCAACAGCUUCCCUUACCCCAAGGGGUUCAACUAGAUGUAGCUUCACAAUCUCUGGACCCAGAAGUUUUAUUAAAAGUUAAAUCUGAAAUCGAAGAAGAACUAAAAUCCCUGGACAAAGAAAUUUCUGAAGCCUUCAUCAGCACAGGCUUUGAUCGUCAUACUUCUCCUGUGUUCAGCCCUGCUAACCCAGAAAGCUCAAUAGAAGAUUGCUUGGUCCAUGUUGGAGAAAGAGUGUCCCAAGAACUGAAAGAACCUCUGCAUAAAGCAUUGCAAAUGCUCCUCAGCCAGCCAGUGACAUAUCAGGCAUAUCGAGAAUGUGUACUGGAGACUGCAGUUCAUGCCAGCGGCUGGAAUAAGAUUUUGGUGCCUCUGAUUUUGCUACGACAGAUGCUUUUGGAGUUGACAAGACGUGGUCAAGAGCCUUUGAGUGCACUGCUGCAGUUUGGCGUGACGUAUUUGGAGGACCAUGCAGCAGAAUACAUCAUUCAGCAAGGUGGCUGGGGCACUGUCUUCAGUCUUGAGUCUGAGGAGGAGGAGUAUCCUGGCAUCACUGCAGAAGACAGCAAUGACAUUUACAUCCUGCCCAGUGACAACUCUGGACAGGUCAGCCCCCCAGAGUCUCCAACUGUAACGACCUCUUGGCAGUCAGAGAGCCUGCCUGUCUCAAUGUCAGCAAGCCAGAGCUGGCAUACAGAAAGCCUCCCAGUGUCCCUAGGUCCUGAGUCCUGGCAGCAGAUUGCAAUGGAUCCUGAAGAAGUCAAAAGCUUGGAUAGCAAUGGAGCUGGAGAGAAGAGUGAGAACAACUCUUCCAACUCUGAUAUUGUGCAUGUGGAGAAAGAAGAGAUCCCUGAGGGUGCGGAGGAGGUGGCUGGGGCUGCUGCCCUGCCAGCCAGGGAGCCACAAGAGGUAUUGCGUGGAGCCCCUGCUCCCUUGAUUUCACACAUCACUGCCACUUCUUUGCUGCAGACAAGGGAACCUGACCCGGAAGUGAUCUUGAUUGAGGAAGUCAGCCCUGCUCCAUCUCUGUUUGUAGAACUCAGUGAAGAAGAGGUGAGAGCAGCCACCAUGGAGCCUCAUGACGUGGAUGAGGGGGUGCCCCCUGCACCACUAAGCAAAAAGGAGGCCCCUGUGAGGAAGGAGAGGCUCCGCGGGGAGUCCCCCCCUGCCCAGGAGGUGAAGGCCCUCCCUGUGCCUGAGGGCAAGUCUAUACUGCUCUUUGGAGGGGCUGCAGCUGUGGCCCUCCUGGCAGUGGCAGUUGGAGUCGCCCUGGCUCUGAGAAGAAAAUAGUGGCUUGUUCAGAAGAGAAGGAAGAUGAAAAAGGUCUAAGAUUGUAGUUGUAUUAGCUGGAAUUUGAGCUGCCAGCAUCUGAUUGGAUAUUUAUGAAACACGCCGAGAGAAAUGGGAAUAUCUACCCAACAAGCAGUGACCUGAUCCACACACUGGGGCUGGUGGUAGAUAGAAUGCAUUCACUAUGAUCUCAUCAUCAGUUCCAAGGUCCUUGGCUCAUGCUAGAGCUUUACUCAGAAUCAUGAGUAAAGUACUUCUGUAGAACAGGGUUUCUUGGCGUUUCGAUGAUCCCGUUAGAGAGGCCAUCCUGUUUACUGGAGGAUGCUAGCAGCAUCCCUGGCCUCUGCCCACCCCAACCCAGUGAGGAAACCAAAAAUGUCUCAGACAUUGCCAAAUGUCCCCUGUGGGCAAAAUCACCCCUUUGAAGGCCCAGUGCUUCAGAGGGAAAGGGUUACUCUCCGGAAACCUGGGCUAGAAAGUCCCAGACUUAGCUGUGGAGUUUGUUCUGUCCUGAUGAAUGGCCUGUGUUCCACAGCUGCUCCUCUUUUGCCUCCUCUUCCCCCACCAUCCUGUAGUGUAAGGGCGCUGUCCCUUUGUCGUACCACCCCUCAGGUAUUGUACUGCUCUUCUCCCUACGUCUGGCUCUGAUCCGUGGGAGAGAGCUCACCCGCCCCAGGCCUCCAGGAGUCCCUGAGGCUUCCUAACAGCUCCACUUUGCAGAGAUGCUGCCUUUAUGAAUCUUGAAAGAAUUAAAUACACAAAUGAUAACAAAAAAUCAGGCCAGGGUUCCCUAACCUGUAAGUUACUGGCUGCAGAGAUGUCUGUCUUUAGAGGCAGGGGGUGACCUGACUGACCUGCGGGGCCUCUUCAAGCCCUUUUGUCAUUGUCACCCCCACUUCCCUGUAGUAACUGACUUGCCGGCAUGUCGGGGGUCGUGUGCUGCUGUCUGGCCCUGGGUCAGGACAUUUCUUCCAGUACCUGGCCUGUCCCAGGACUGGCCAUCUAAUCUAGCUCUGUGGGUCUCUUACUAUGUGGUAAGCGAGGAUUGUCAUCCUCAGACUUACAGAGCAAAUUGGGACAUAUUAACUGUGCUAUCAGUGAAAUAAAAUAAGCAUUUUAUCAGUCCCAAAUAUCACUGAAAUUUAAAGUGAAAAUAAAAAGCUUAAACUUCAAGUCUGAGGCUACUGUGAGGUUCUAGUUUGGCCUUCACCGUACGGAGGCCUCUUUACCUGAACGCUUCACGAGCCUGAUGCCAGGGCAAGAAGCUGGAGGGGACCCAGGCCACUGUGUAGUUGAGGAGCAGCAUGGCUGAUCCCAUCCCUCAGGAGAGUGGAACUGUGUCCUUUCACGCCUGAGGGGCACAGUGACUGCAGGGCCCACAAGCUUGAUAAGAGGUCAUCUCAAAUUUAUCUUAAGUCGAUGUAACAAAUUACUUUUUAGGUCCUGAAAUUUAUAAUAAAACUAUUUUAUCUACCCUGAUCACUAAGACCUGACGUUUUGAAUGUUUUCUUUUUGAAAUUAAUUUUUUAAAAUAAAAUCUCCCUAAAGCAAUACUUUUAAAAGCCGGUUAAGAGGAGACCCAGGUGUAUACUUGUGUUUUACAGACCUGUUAUCCACCUUGUCUCUUCUGAAUCUCAGUGUCCAGUUAGGGAGAGAUAGAUACAGUGGGACGCAGUCCACAAACUCUUUUUGCAAACAGUUUAGUUUGCCAACAAGCAUUUGACAAAAUUUUGUUUUUGUUUGCAAACUCUGCGUCGGGUGACACACACAUCCACAGCCAUCACAAAGGUGGCCAUCUUCUCCAAAAUUGAAGACAAAAUGAAGUUCGUGAACUGAAGUACCACUGUGUAAGGGUUGGGUGUAUCUUGAUGUAAUGUGGCUAGAGGUGAGGGAAGUAAUGUUUUCUCCUUGGACUCUGCUAGUUGUGCAGGAUUAGUGUGUACUCUAAUUGUUAUAUUUGUGUUUGCAUAGAAUAAGAGCAGAGAGACUGGUAAAUUCCCUUGAUUUUUUUCAAAAAUCUUUUCAUAACAAAGUAUUUUCCUUCCAGUGUUAACUCUGGGUCCUCACAACUAUUGACUGAAUACAUUUAAGUAGUAACAGAAGUUUGGUGGUUUUGUGAGCUGCUAAGAGGCAAUAAAUAUGUGGCUUAGGAUAUUUUUGGUCUAUAUUUUCUACCAAGGCAAGAAUAAGGAAGGCAUGUGUUGAGUUGGCACUUGCUGUUUUUUUAUUUUCCCACCUGUUUUGAACAUUAAAGUAUUUUGGCUAAGUGUAUUUGGGGGUGAUGGUAAAUACUCUCUUCCACUGACUUUCCCAAGUGAUAGGAUUUCAGAAACUGUUCUUUCUUCGCUUUCUUCUUUUCUCCCCUGGCUGAGGGACCACAGUGAGGACAGCUCCUGGGUUUCGCUAAUACAUAUUUUAAAAUUACUUCUCAGGUCCCUCUCCUCCCUUUUAGGGGCUGACAGGAGGCUCUUCCUUCUCAUUCCCUGACUUACAUAAUAUCUAACAAUCUAUCAGAAUUAAGAAUAUCACCCCAUUUGUCAUUCUGCAUUCUUUGUGAACGUACAGGGAAAGUUUUACUAGUUCUGUAGAUUUUUUUUUUUGGCAGCUGGGGUCUUCUAGGGCCUUGUCCAUUUUAAGCACAUGCUCUGCCACUAAGCUACACCCUUGGCCCUCUGUAGAACUCUUCUUAACUGCUCCAUUGAAUGUCUUGAUUUCUUAUCACUUGGCAUAAAGCUAGUGAAGGUUUCCUAAGAAAAAUACAAGGGUUAAAGAAUGUCAGCUUACCCUCUGUACUACUGUGGUGAUUCAGAGCCCACAGACCUGUGCCUUAGGAGGACACUCAGGAUCUCUACUGCUCUCUAGGGAAUAUUCUUGGUCAGGGAACACGACAGUAGACCUGAUUUGUGUGUCCCCCACCCCAGGGCACCCCUGAUUCUUCCGCUUGCUGGUGUGCCUGUCCAUCUCAUAGCAAAUGCAGUUUGGGGGGACUCAGCGAACUCAGAGAUGUGUUUUGAACCACAAUCAGGCUUUGUGCCAGUUUUAUCUGAUGAUACAGAAGCAAUGCCAGCUCCUUGGCUUUUUCUCUAAAGGUUGUGUGUGUGUGAGACGUGGACAUUUGACUUUUGGAUUAAGAGCCAUUUCAUAGAAAUAAAAGAUUUUGUAGGUAAGAAUUUUUUCCUUUCUCUUAAUUUCUUUUUUUUCUUUUUUUGG